Molecule: messenger RNA, 3785 nt
Organism: Podarcis muralis (Common wall lizard)
Lineage: Eukaryota; Metazoa; Chordata; Lepidosauria; Squamata; Lacertidae
Gene: MTDH
Product: metadherin
Biological process (GO): positive regulation of angiogenesis; positive regulation of canonical NF-kappaB signal transduction; regulation of transcription by RNA polymerase II
Cellular component (GO): nucleus
Molecular function (GO): transcription coregulator activity
Source: RefSeq, a predicted model, not a curated record
GCUCGCCCGCCAGAACGCGGCGGCGGAGGGGUGACGUUGCGCUCUUGGGCCGAAUCAAGUCAGUCAGCGGCGCAACCGCCGCCUCUCUCGCUCCUCCGGCUCGGCUCGGCGGCGGCGGCGGGAGACCCGAAGGGCUUUCGGCUUCUCCUCGGAGGGUGAGCGAUGCGCUCGGCGUGAGGCGAGUUUCUGCUCCUGUCGCGGCCCCCGCUGCUCCAGCCAUGGCUUCGCCGAGCUGGCAAGAGGCUGUGGCCCAGCAGGCCGAGGAGGUGUCGGCCCGGCUUCGGGAUGCGCUGUCGGCCGGCGUGGGCCUGCUCCGCACCGAGCUGGGCCUGGAGCUGCCGCCGGGCCUGGAGCCGCAGCGCCUGCCCACCUGGCUGGUGCUGCUCUCCACGUCCGUCCUGGCGCUGCUGCUCCUGCUGGCGCUCCUGUGGGCCGCGGCCUGCGCCCGGGCGGGGGAUGCUCGAAGGAAGAACCGCCUCAGGAGAACCGACGAAGAGGACGAGGAAGAAGUGGCGGCGACGCGGGGCCUGACAGCAGCAACAGCAGGAGGAGGCCCUCCUCACAAGGGGGUCCCUGGGACGAUGCUCCUGCUGAAGGGAGACGAGCAGAAGAGGAGGAAUAAAAAGAGGCCGCUGGAGAAAACGGGCAGGCUUAAUGGUCAACCUGCUCAUGAAGUGUCUGAAGAGGAAGUAAUACAGACAGUUCGAAGAGACAACCUUAAACAGCAGUCAGAGGCAGAAAAGAAAGCUGAAAAGUCAAAGAAGAAUAAGAAGAAACCAAAGGGAGAUGCUAAAACAGUUCAGGACCAGUCACGUGUUGAUAGAAAGGAAGUUGAUGAAGGCGCUUGGGAAACAAAAAUCAGUAACAGAGAGAAACGGCAGCAGCGUAAACGUGACAAGGUACUGACCGAUUCUGGGCCAGAAUCAAAUCUACCAGCUAUGGAAAAUUCAGUUACAAUCUCCACUGAACAGCUAACAUCUGCAACAUCCCUUUCAGUUGGUACCAGAAAAAGCAAAGGUGAUCCUGUUCUGAAUGCUCAAGUUAGUAAUCCUAAAUCUGGAAAAGGAGAAAUUACACUUCAGCAAGCUCCUUCAGGACUGAGUGAAGGCCCCACAGUAAAUGGAGGCAACUGGAACGAAAAGCCUGUAAAGCUUUCUCCUCAGAUUGGUGCAAGUGAGGAGAAGUGGAGUUCAGUAUCACCUUCCGGUAGCAAAAGGAAGAAUGAGACAUCAGCUUGGGGAAAAGAUGCUGGAGAUCAUGGAAAUGGGAAGGACUGGGGAGUUUCCCUGGUGGGCAGAACCUGGGGUGAGCGCACUUUGUUCCCUGGUAUUGCCUGGUCUGGAGUGGAUGGAAGGAUUAAUCCUCCUGAACAGAGUUCUACUUCAUUCACUUCAUUGGGGCUAAAUCCUCCAGUUUCUGGAGCCAGCAGUGAAUCUGUUCCUCAACCUACUACUACAGACUUCCAAUGGGAUUUAAAUCGUAAUCAGGCGCAUAUUGAUGAUGAAUGGUCUGGGUUAAACGGCCUAUCUUCUGCUGAUCCCAGUUCUGACUGGAAUGCCCCUGCAGAGGAAUGGGGAAACUGGAUAGAAGAAGAAAUGACUCAUUGCAUUCCACAGCUUGAGGAAGCACUAUCUGAGGCACAAAAGGCUUCAGAUGAUGAGAAAGAAAAGGCAGAACCAGCUCUGCAAAGUACUGCAAGUGGUAAAGCAAAGAAGAAGAAAAAGAAAAAGAAGAAGCAGGGAGAAGAGGCUAGCUCUCCUGUACAGGAUGCUGAUGACCUGGAAAGACAUGCUGGAGAAGAAUUUCCAGAAGAUACCUCAAAAGUUCAUCAAGAGGAGAUAGCUUUCUCUUUAAAGACCAUCAGCACUAGUGAACAAGCUGAGCCUGAGGAGAUGCCCUCAUUUGCUGUUUCUACUGAGCCAUCUGUAACUGUAUCAGAGAGUGAAUCUGACAAGAUAACUUCCCAAGUGCCACAGAUGCUACCGGAGACAGAAGUUCCUAUUUCUAAUGUUAAGCAAAACAGUGUGCCUCCGCCACAGACCAAGUCUGAAGAGAGCUGGGAGUCUCCCAAACAAAUUAAAAAGAAGAAAAAGGCCAGAAGGGAAACGUGAAUUUUCUGAGAUGGACGUGUGUUGCAGAAACACUUGUCGUGAAGAUUAUGCUGUUUAUGCAAUAAUUUGUGAACCUGUACAGAAUUUUAUAUAAAUUUCAACAGAUUUUUUUAAAAACAAACUGCUUUGAACACAACCAUCUUUAAGAACAGGAACAGAAGGAAAAUAAGUUGGUGACAUAAUUUAACAGGAAAUAUGACAAUACUGGAAGACACAUUGAAGAGUCUGUUUCAACAUAUGGGGAAAGUAAUUAUAAAAAACAACUUGUCUUUACAACAGUGCCCUGUUUACAACAGAUUAUCUCUAUUUUACGUCCAUUGGAGAAAAAGGAUUGGUCUUAAAAUUUCCUAAAUCAUCUGUAAAACAGUGUCACUCUGAGUAGUGUCCAUUCUGAAUUUCUUAAUGCCUAAAUCAAAGAACUCUGGUUAAAUCUGCCAUAUCUUUCUAAUACUUAAUGGAAUGUGCUAAUUAUAAAGUUAAUUAUAAGUACAGAGAGCCUGGAGUCAUAAAUGCUUGCUCUUGAAUAGUCCCCCUGACUUAAAGGAAAUAUUUCAAAAUAAGUGGAAAAAUUAUGACUAGAACCAUUCAGUAAAGUCAUUUCUGUAGCAUAAGAAAUGUGGUUAAGAAUGCAAAACUUGCAGAAACUUACGAAUUAAGAAACUGAGAAAAUUGGUUAAAACUUGAGCAUGGUUCAUGAAGUUGCUUCUGAUUAGUCUUCUACUUGAAUUACUCAAAUAAUAUAUUUUUAAGAAGGGGCUGUAUGCUCCAAAUCAGUCGUGUUUUAUUCCUUUUUAAGGUAAUAGGUUAGUUGUUGCCCUUAAAAUUUUAUUCACAUUAAUUUUGAAGUUGUAUUUCAUGUCUCUUCCAUGUCCCGUUUUUAUUUUUAUUAAAUGUAAUUUUAAAGAAAACUUCCAUAAACUCUUCAGAGAUGUGGUUGAGAAUGAAAGAGGGAAAUAAUGGCUUCAGACAGCUUUAAUUGAUCUUGAGACCACCUGUAUCAGGAAGUGCUUUUUUACUGCCUUAACCUAUGUAGAAUCUGCAUCUAGAGUUCUUAAAUGGGAUUAGUGUGUUUUGUAUUUUUUUAAAAAAUCAUGCAAAUAUAGCAAUUGUAAAACCAACUUUCCUCUUGGAAUUAUUGAUUAAAAUGGGAGUUGAGCUGCAUCAUUUCAGGCACUGUGUAAUUACAUCACAUCCAGCAGGCAGGUAUCUAUCUAUGAAUAGUGCAUGCUCAGCCAUGUACACUGUAUAUAGCCUUUACAAAAUGUUUGUGUGUGUUUUAAAGGACCAUAAUUAACAUAACUUGGUGAGCAUCUAUUAAAGAAAAGCAAUGAUUAUUUGAUGUGAUUGGCUUAGGUUUUUCAUGUGGCAGAGAAAUUGUAACAGCUGUAACCGAUGGUACUUACUGACUCUCCCAUAAUGUUUCAUUGUCUAAAUCAGAAAAUUUGGUAAAAAUUUAACUUGCAAUGCAAGAACAAUUAAAGCAACAAACUGGAUUUAGUUGUAUUGAAGACAAGCCUUAUUAAUUGAUAGUGUUCCUAAUAAACGAAUACUAAUGUCCACAGGUAUUAAUUCCUGUUACAGGAACAUGGCAGAUGUUUACAUGUUCAGAUGUUUUGUUUAAUUCAGUGACAUUUCUAAAUCAAUUUUGUUAAAAUAAAUUGAGCAAAGUGAUAA